UGCGCAUGCUUUGUAACGGUUACACUGACUUCUUUCCCCCAAUCUCCAGACGCUACGCAGACCAUGUCGGGAUUCACUAUGUGCUCUGCUCGAAGCUGCGCCAGUUCGCGUAUGAGGAGCUCGAGUUCUUCCUCCCGCAGUACGUCGUAGUCUUCCCCCGAAUUGUUUUGGCGAGAAAACAAGACCCACCGAGCGAAACUUCAUUGUAACUCGUUCGAAGAGUGACUGAUACGUGUGCGG
Molecule: messenger RNA, 240 nt
Organism: Dothidotthia symphoricarpi CBS 119687
Lineage: Eukaryota; Fungi; Ascomycota; Dothideomycetes; Pleosporales; Dothidotthiaceae
Exons: 1
Coding region: 6-209 (67 amino acids)
Source: RefSeq, a predicted model, not a curated record